AUGCUCGAGUGCAAAACGACGGGGAUGCUCGCCCAGCGUCCAGGUUACGAGGUGCGCGAACAGAAAAGAGCUCGCGGCAAGUGGGACAAGCAGCUGGAGAAGACGAAGCGCGUGCGCAAGCACAAAAACGUAAACGCAGGACUCAGAAUGAAGACGAAGACCACUUGA
Molecule: messenger RNA, 168 nt
Organism: Phytophthora nicotianae INRA-310
Lineage: Eukaryota; Oomycota; Peronosporomycetes; Peronosporales; Peronosporaceae
Exons: 3
Coding region: 1-168 (55 amino acids)
Source: RefSeq, a predicted model, not a curated record